Colletotrichum paranaense is the source of this 315-nucleotide messenger RNA. RefSeq lists its product as uncharacterized. Lineage: Eukaryota; Fungi; Ascomycota; Sordariomycetes; Glomerellales; Glomerellaceae. The coding region runs from base 1 to 315 and encodes 104 amino acids. The record is from RefSeq and is a predicted model, not a curated record. The transcript has a single exon.
AUGCUCGAACUAGCCGUCAUGCUUCUGGAAUUGCAUAGCGGUAUACCCAUUGAAACUUUGACAAAAGAUGAAGAGCUCGGACGAGAUGGCGCACGCAACGAGUUUACAAACUUUUUGACAGCGAGCAGAGUUCUCCGCCAGCAAGUGGACGAUGGCCAAAUAUCUUUUGGGUUCAUGACUGCCAUUCAACACUGUCUCAACUGUUGGAACGAUCCCCGUCCGUCCUUUGAUGGUGACUCAGACUUUGUUCAGUCAAUCCAAGAACACGUAUUGGCACCACUAGAGGGAGAGAUGAUGAGGUUCAUGUACGGUUGA